Molecule: messenger RNA, 798 nt
Organism: Epinephelus moara (kelp grouper)
Lineage: Eukaryota; Metazoa; Chordata; Actinopteri; Perciformes; Serranidae
Product: G-protein coupled receptor 4-like
Exons: 1
Coding region: 1-798 (265 amino acids)
Biological process (GO): G protein-coupled receptor signaling pathway
Cellular component (GO): membrane
Molecular function (GO): G protein-coupled receptor activity
Source: RefSeq, a predicted model, not a curated record
AUGGCGGUCUACCUCGUCAACCUGUCCAUCUCUGACCUGCUCUACACGAUCACUCUGCCUGUGUGGAUUGAGCUGGCUCUGAAGAGGCCCCUGGGUAGCCUCUGCAGUUUGGUGGCUGUGAUCAUGCACAACAGCUUCUACGUCGGCUCAGGCCUCCUUUGUUGCAUCUCCGUUGAUCGCUAUCUUGCAUUGGUCUACCCUCUCCGCUUUCACCGCGUCCGAGAGGUGCGGACAGCAGCACUUGUGAGUAUUGCUGUUUGGGCUUUGGAGAUUGCCAUCCACAUCAUCUUGCUUGACCACACGGGGGCGCUGCAAGCUUUCUCCUCAAGAAACCUGUGUGAGGAGCAGAUCCCCAUGACACAAGAAGUUGCAGACCUCACCCUCACACGAGUCACCCUGGGGUUUUUGGUCCCUACUUUCAUCAUGACCUUCUGUUUUCAGCAGAUCAUGCAGUCACUCCGACGGAGCACCUCCAUCCUGACAGAGGAGCGCAGGAAAGUGGGACUGCUUUUGUUUUUCCUUCUGCUCACCUACAUUGUGGCGUUUUUGCCCUACCAGAUUGUCAUGCUGCUCAGGGCCAUACUGGAGCCCGGGACCUGCAUCUGGGGCGCAAGCCUCAGAGAUCCGUACCUGGUCACAGUUGCCACGACCACCAUAAACAGUACCCUGGAUCCUAUAAUAUACUGUUUAAUCAGUGAGAGUGCUCAGAGAGAGAUCAGGAAUGCUGUAGAGAAAUGUCGGGGAGUUUUUGUUAAGAAGAAAUGGACAAAGAAUAAUGGAAUUGAGUCAGUUUCCUAA